AUGCCUCUCACAGCGUCCGAAGAGGAUGCCGCAACGCUUUCCUCCCAAGAACAAUGUUCCUCCAUUUGGGAUCGCUUCAGCGCCCGUGUUGGUGGUGCAUUUAACGGUGCAGACCCCCGAGUCUGCGUCGCUUUCUGGCUCUUCGGCCUUAUCAACAAUGUCCUUUAUGUGAUCAUCCUCUCCGCAGCUGUAGAUCUAGUCGGACCAGAUGUACCCAAAGGUCUCGUUCUCCUCGCUGACGUGGUCCCGUCGUUCGCGACCAAACUACUCGCCCCAUACUUCAUCCAUCUCGUCCCAUAUUGGGUGCGCACCCUUGUCUUUGCCUUCCUAUCAUCCGUGGGCAUGCUAGUCGUCGCUAUGAGCCCGGGCUAUACAGUCGGUGGAACAAUAUCCUCCAAGAUCGCGGGUAUAGUCCUGGCUAGCUUAUCUUGCGGCGCUGGAGAGCUGAGCUUUGUGGGCCUCACGCACUUCUAUGGCCCGUUCAGUCUGGCUGCGUGGGGGAGUGGUACUGGCGCUGCUGGGCUCGUUGGAGCUGGUGCUUAUGCCCUCGCCACUUCAGCAAUGGGGUUCUCCGUUCGUGUGACCUUGUUGGUUUCGGCAUGCUUGCCGGCCGUUAUGGUUUUAAGCUUUUUUGUCGUCCUACCCAAGUCCCACCUGAGAUCUGCCGAAUCUGGCGCUGAUAGAUAUCGUGUCGUUGAGGGCGGGGGCCAGGUGGAGGAAGACGAGAUGGAGGACGGCGCUGGCGGGGAAGACGAGGGGCUUUUGGGAGCCUCGCAUAAUUCCUCCGCCCCUAAGUCUACCCACGUCAAUGAAGAUAGCCCCUGGCAGGACCAGAUGCGCAAUAAUCUACGCCGUGUCAAGGCACUGUUCAUUCCUUUCAUGGUCCCGAUGUUAUUGGUCUACAUCGCUGAGUACGUGAUCAACCAAGGUGUUGCUCCGACUCUGCUGUUUCCACUACAUGAGUCGCCCUUUGAGCACUUCCGCUCGUUUUACCCUACCUACAAUGCCAUUUAUCAGAUAGGUGUCUUUAUAUCCCGUUCCUCGACUCCUUUCUACCGCAUCCACAAUCUGUACCUGCCAUCACUCCUGCAGGUGGUCAACCUUGUGUUGCUGAGCCUCCACGCUAUUUUUAAUUUCAUUCCCACUGUUUGGCUUGUGUUCAUCAUUAUUUUCUGGGAGGGCCUUCUCGGUGGAGUGGUAUAUGUCAAUACUUUUGCUGAGAUUGCCGAUCGUGUUCCGAAGGAGGAUCGUGAAUUCUCAUUGGGUGCUACCACUGUCAGUGACUCGGCUGGUAUCUGCAUUGCGGGCUUCAUCAAAUCAGCCCCAACUUCGAGAGAUGAUAGGUAUGCAACCGGCAUCGCACGGGAAAUCCAGACUAAUGGACGUUCAGACCACAUCUUGGGGAGACCUUCGACCCGCUUCCGCAAGAUCCAAGUAUUUGCAGUUGUCUCCUUCUGGUCGAUCUACUUAUUAAGAGCAGAUAGACAUGGCCCUCCAUUUCUUCGAUCCCUGUCGUCCCGCUUCACAGGAAAGUUGACAACAUGGCAGACGACUGUGAUCAUCUUCCUUUGGCUCUACCUCAGCCGGAACUUCGCUAAGAUCGUCGGGCUCGAAUGUCCUGAGCCAUUGGCAAACAUGUACUCGCGGUCCUUCUUCCGAGCAACUUGGAUCACCACUGGUCUGGAUGCUGGAUUCUGGACCGCGAUGAAUAUAAAGCCAAAAUGGCUCCGAGAUAUAGCGUCACUAGUCUUCACGGCUUACUACUUGAUUGCCGCUGAACAGGCCGACGAGAAAGUCCGUCGGGUCCGUGCUACCCUGACACUGGAGCAUCUGCGCGUGUCUUGGAAUAAAGCCACUAGCCCCUACCUGUGGUCAUUGGCGAAGCUGCUACGGCCGCGGAUGACCCAGUUUCCGGCUCGAGCGAUUCGCAUUCCUCGCCCAAAGCAGUCUGUUUACACCGAGUCAGUGAAUGCGUGGCUGUAUUUCGACGGUUCGUUAAGUGCCCUGCGAGAGCAGAGUUUCAUCGUACUGGAUGUGCCCGGUGGUGGAUUUGUAGCUAUGAGUCCCAGGAACUCAGAGGACAAGCUGUUGUCGUGGGCGGGACAGCUCAAGGUUCCGAUUCUUAGCAUCGAUUACAAGAAGGCACCAGAAUUUGCAUACCCGUAUGCCCUGCAUGAAUGCUACGACGUCUACCAUAGCAUCAUUGCCACAAACGGUCGUUGCAUGGGUCUGAGUGGUAAGAACCGUCCCCGGAUUCUUGUCACGGGCGAGAGUGCCGGCGGCAACCUGGCAGUGGGCAUGACCUUGAUGGUGUUGCAGUCUGCGAUGGCUCAGGGCUGGCGUAAAGAAGAUGUGCUCCCAGCCCCAGACGGCCUCGUCUUGGGAUACCCUGCGUUGAACAUGAAGGUUGAGAGCUGGAUGAGCGAUGAGCAGAUGUCAUUGAUCCAGGAGAAAAGCACCCGCCAGACAAACCGCAGCGUUCUGCAACGGAAACAGGAUCAAUAUCGUAAACUCACGCCAUUCACAUCACCAGGUCGCUCGGCUGAAGAUCUUACUGCCAUAUCACCGCCUGAAAAGGGAAAGGACAGCAAAGGACCCAAUGUGGCCGCCGAAGCAGCCAAAGCACUGGAGAAAAAGCUCCAAAAGAGCGAGGACCUAGCUCCGAAACCUGUUUCUAAGGCAGAAGAUGAAGUCAAACCGAUCAAGACCAGACUAGCCGUCUCGUCUAUGAUCACCUACGUCCACGACCGCAUCCUCACACCUGAGAUGACGCGUGCAAUGAUUAUUCUAUACAUCGGACCCCACCAUCGCCCUGACUUCAACACCGAUUUCCUUCUGUCUCCCGUCCUAGCCCCGGAUGCUUUACUUGCCCGCUUCCCAAAGACAUAUAUCAUGACCGGAGAGCGAGAUCCUCUAGUCGAUGACACGGUUAUAUUUGCAGGCAGACUGCGCCAAGCAAAGCUGCAUCAGUUCCGUGAGCGCCAGGAUCUAGGGUUGGAGAGGUCUAAAAACCCCUUCAAUGAGAGAAAUUACGUCGAAAUCUCGCUGAUUCCUGGUAUCUCACACGGCUUCAUGCAGAUGGCUGGCUUUUUCCCGGAUGCGUGGAAGUAUAUCCACCGUAGCGCGGACUGGCUUGAAACAUUGUUCCAGAAGAUCAAGACAGAUGACUUAGAGGCGGAUUUGCUUCACCCUGACCGGGAUGUGAAUGCUUUGAAUGGCAAUUCUUCUCUCAAAUGGUCAGCCUCUGCAGAUCUUAAGGCAAAGGCUCCACAGAGUGGACGUAACCACCAUCGCAAGUUUACUGGCGAGUCCUCGGGCGAUGACGACAAGCCUUUGGAAAUGAGCACGAGCAAGAUCGCGUCUGUUGCUGGUAGCCAGGAUUCAUUAUCAUCAAAGGCUGAACGCCGGACGCAUCGGAGGAGAUCUCAUUCCUCUUUUGCCUCAUCGCGGGUCACCGGGUUUACAUCUUUGGCAGAUGAUCGCAAUGCUAAAGAUGAUUUUAUCGCUAAGCUUCGACACUUGCAGAGAGCCGGUCGUUCGCAGGACACCUUCGAUCCUGAUGAGACGAAUAGUGCACCUGAAAGUCCGGGUGCAAUUCGUCCGAGAGGACGGAGCAUUGCUUCCCUCGAUAGUGAAGAGGAUUUGUUGGAUCGUCGCAUGAAUGGACUCGCUGGUGGGUUGAUGGGAAUUGGGGAAGGGGCUCAGACCCCUGGACUAUGA
This is a messenger RNA of Penicillium coprophilum, 3720 nucleotides long. RefSeq lists its product as uncharacterized. NCBI's taxonomy places the organism in Eukaryota, Fungi, Ascomycota, Eurotiomycetes, Eurotiales, Aspergillaceae. Gene Ontology annotation, biological process: triglyceride catabolic process. Gene Ontology annotation, molecular function: triacylglycerol lipase activity; sterol ester esterase activity. Bases 1 to 3720 code for a protein of 1239 amino acids. The record is from RefSeq and is a predicted model, not a curated record. The transcript is spliced from 5 exons. Gene Ontology annotation, cellular component: cytosol; membrane.